AUGGUGACAACGAGGUCGAGUAGCAAGAAGAGGGACGAGAGCGAGUCAUGUUCUGAAGCAAAACCGCACCGCGAGAGAAUUGUCGAGGUCAAGCACACCGCUGGAGCAGAACGUGAUCAUCACGAGGGACAAGCUCUACGUCAAUCCACCGACAUCUUGCAAGCCAUGCACGCUCUGCUGAGUCCGCGAGCGAAGGAUUCGACCGUAUGCCCCUCUGAGAUCGCUAGAAAGCUACAUAAUGACGAUGUCUCCCGAUACCCUGACUGGCGGGUCCUGAUGGAUUCUGUCCGAGACGAAGUUUGGAAAGCCGUGGAAAUCGACCAGGUCCAAGUGACUCAAGGAGGAAAGGUGCGAGACUUGGAGGAUAAGGACAACCUCAAGGGACCUAUCAGAGUACGAAAGGGUCCAGAAUGGCAGGAUUAA
Kockovaella imperatae is the source of this 423-nucleotide messenger RNA. RefSeq lists its product as hypothetical. The transcript has a single exon. Lineage: Eukaryota; Fungi; Basidiomycota; Tremellomycetes; Tremellales; Cuniculitremaceae. Bases 1 to 423 code for a protein of 140 amino acids. The record is from RefSeq and is a predicted model, not a curated record.